Molecule: messenger RNA, 5392 nt
Organism: Carassius carassius (crucian carp)
Lineage: Eukaryota; Metazoa; Chordata; Actinopteri; Cypriniformes; Cyprinidae
Product: brevican core protein-like
Exons: 14
Coding region: 195-4307 (1370 amino acids)
Biological process (GO): cell adhesion
Molecular function (GO): hyaluronic acid binding; calcium ion binding
Source: RefSeq, a predicted model, not a curated record
CCUGUUGGUUAAAGAGAGUGGGUUGAUCUCAGAUCCUUCCUGCUCUUUUAUUCCUUCGCUCUCUGUCAUCCUCUCUCUCUUUCUUCUCCUCCUCUGGACGAACUCACAGCAUCCAUCAUCUCUAGCCUGCACUCUAUGAGACUCUAUACAAUCCUUCAUCUGCACGAGGGCUUUUCAAGAAGAAUCCAAUAAUAAUGAGAUCAGCGAUGUUCCUGCAUGUACUGCUGUGUGCCAUCUGCCUCUUUGUCUUGUCAUCUUCUGCCAUCCUCAGUCCUGCAGCAGAUGAGACUACAUUCUUACAAGUGACCAUUCCUGAUAGCCCCCAAGUGUCUGCCAUUUUGGGGGGCUCCUUGACUCUGCCCUGCCUGGUGAGUCUCUCCCGGACCCCAUCUUUUGGUCGACAUGCUGUACUGACCCAGCCACGAGUCAAAUGGAGCUUUCUUUCAUCAAACAAAGAGACAGAGAUCUUAGUGGCCCGUGGUGAGAGGGUAAAGGUGAGUGAGUUGUAUAAAGGCAGGGCAUCGCUGCUGAAUUAUGCUGCCUCUUCAGCUGAUCUCACCCUCAGACUGGAUGAACUGAUGCACAACGAUACAGGCUUCUACCGCUGUGAAGUCCAGAACGGCUUGGAGGAUGCUCAUGACCAGGCCCAAGUUAAAGUAAAAGGUGUCGUCUUCCAUUAUCGCAACACCUCAAGUCGCUAUGCCUUCACUUUUGAUGAGGCCAAAGAUGCUUGUGAAUAUAUUGGAGCUCACAUUGCUUCUCCAGAACAGCUGCUGGCUGCGUACCGCAGUGGUUAUGAGCAGUGUGACGCUGGCUGGCUUUCUGAUCGCUCCGUUAGAUACCCAAUCCAGAUGCCACGUGAAGGGUGUUUUGGAGACAUGGAUGGACUACCAGGCGUUCGAAACUAUGGCAUGGUGGAUAAUGAUGAACUAUAUGAUGUGUACUGCUAUGUGGAGAACAUUCAUGGAGAGGUUUUUCAUGGGUCAUCCCAACAGCACUUCAACUUGUCGGAAGCGAAGACAUACUGUGAGCAGCAGGGAGCUCAGCUAGCCACCACUGGCCAACUGUAUGCCGCCUGGAAUGAUGGUCUGAACCACUGCAGUCCUGGCUGGCUUGCUGAUGGAAGCGUUCGGUACCCCAUUGUGACCCCUCGUGAACGCUGUGGGGGUUCUGAACCUGGUGUCAAGACAGUUUAUCGCUUUAGCAAUCAAACGGGAUUCCCCGAACCACAAACUCAGCAUGACGCUUACUGCUUCAGAGCUAACAGCAACUCUCAGACAGUCUCACCUAUAGAUCAUAUGGCGACAGAGCCAGAGGGCACCGAGCAACAUAUUGUGACUUUAGCAGAUCCUCAAGAGGAGUAUAGUGUGGAUCAGAUCACUCAACAGUCAGAAAAUGAAGUACAGGGGGCUGUUGAGUCCUUCUCCAUUUACAGCACACAGACUACUUCAGAACCAGAGGAACACAACAACAGCAUAAGACAGGGGGCUGUUGAGUCUUUCUCCAUUUACAGCACACAGAUUACUUCAGAACCAGAGGAACACAACCGCAGCAUAAGACAGGGGGCUGUUGAGUCUUUCUCCAUUUACAGCACACAGACUACUUCAGAACCAGAGGAACACAACAACAGCAUAAGACAGGGGGCUGUUGAGUCUUUCUCCAUUUACAGCACACAGACUACUUCAGAACCAGAGGAACACAACCACACCACAAGCCCUCAGUUAGAUGAAGAUAGCACCUAUAGAGACUCCACCACCCCAACCAGCACAGAGAGAUAUCUUGAGUCCACUGAGGUCACCUGGCAAAAAAUUGAGUCUGUUCCAGAGAUUUACAUCGAUCCAAAACACAUCGAUUUCACACAAAAAGGAGAACCAGAUAUAAAAGCUUCAGCAGUUGAUGGUGUUAAAAGCAGCAAUCAUAGACACUACCAACCAAUGCCAGAUACCAACCUACAGUUGGGAGAGCCCAUUGAUUUUAUCCUACCUACAGAGGCUCAGCCUGAGACUACAGAGGGACCGUCCUCUCAACCGAAGGAGAUAAAUGGGUCCAAACACUUCCAACCCAUGCCUGAAACCAACCUAGAGGAUGAGGAUAAAUAUCAUGUGACUAGUGAGAUAUCCAUGACCACUGAAGAUACUACACUGGAAUAUGACUUAAGCAAAGUCACCACAACUCGGCGUUCUUCAGUUAAGUCAAGUCCCUCAACAUACCUACCUGAAGGUGCUACAGUAGAAGAAAAUGCAGGAAAUAUUACAGAAACUCCAGAGCCAGAUGAAGACUGGGGUCUUUUUACACACACAACUCAGUCCACAUCAACAAGCGCAUCCAGCACUGAAGGUUGGUUGGAGGCUUCAGGUGAGGAUUUGACCUUGUUAUUCACAGAAAAGGCAGAACAUCUGGUCACCUCGCAUAAAUCAGAGACAUAUGGAGCUUCAGCACCUGAGACUAUGACAGAGAGCUUCUCAUUAACACAUCUGAACAGUAUUAGCCCAACUUUUACACCCAGACAUGAAGACACUUCUGCAGACCAUCACGAUGCUGACGAGAUCUCAACUGAGACUCUUCUUGUAUCUCUUGGUGCAGUUGAUAAUGCCAGUGAUUAUUCGACCGUGAGCACGUCACCGAAGGAACCCACAUCUUCUGAAAGUUCUGGCGAUCAUGAUGACAUCCUGCCAGUCACACUUUUGACCACCCCAAUGCCUCACCUGUUGGGAACAUCAACCACACAUGGGCCUGUACAGGUAGAAUUCAAUUCUCCACAUGAAAUGGAAGGUGUCCCCUCUGAAAGCACAACUCCAUCUGGCCUUGGGAUAGUAGAAGAAGAAUUUGAGAAAGUGGAGCAGGAUUGGCUUGGAGAGGAACCUAAUCAACGAAUCACCACAUCCACUGAGCUUUAUAAGUCUACUGUAAAUUUUAGCAUUGAUGGCAGUGAUGAGGAUGAGUCUUCCGGAGAAAGAGAACCUUCAGGAAACAGGUCUUCAGUUAUUAAUUAUCCAUACUCAGAUGUGGCCAUCAUCACUCCCUCUAAUCUGACAGAUAUGCAAGACCUUAAUGAAACAAAUAGUGAUGAUGAUGAUGUUGAAGAUGAUAAUCAGGCCAGCACUGUGGGAUCCAUGAAAAGUCUGGAGGUUACAUUUCUUCCUCAUGGGACCCAAAGUCCCAUCUGGCAAACUGUGGCAUCUUCCACAAACCCAGGAGAGUUCAGAGCAGAUGUUGAAUUCAGUGGGGACGCAGCACUUACCACAGAUGACAUCAAGGCCUUAGAUGAAUCUGACUCCACCAACGCACCCAUCAAUGAGAAGACAACACAAACCCAAAAACCAUCCACUACGUCAGCCAAUGAAGACGAUGAUGAUGAUGACGAUAAUGAUUAUGAACUCAUGACUAAAGCAAAUUCAGACAAUACAGAAGAAGAGAAUGAUGUCAAAACCACACCUGAGUCUUCCACUCUACCUGCCAGACCCACACAGAGAGUGCUGGUCAGGACAGGCUACAUUUCGGAUGCAUGUCUGGAGAACCCUUGUAAAAAUGGAGGCACCUGUGUGGACAGUGGAGCAGGUCACAGGUGUCUCUGUCUGCCAACUUAUGCAGGAGACUUUUGCGAGACAGAUCUAGAGCACUGUGAACCAGGCUGGGAAAAGUUCCAAGGGUUUUGUUACAAACAUUUUACGAAACGGCAGAAAUGGGAGGUGGCAGAGCAGCACUGUCGCAUGUGCGGAGGUCACCUGGUCUCUGUUAUGUCACCUGAGGAACAGGAGUUUAUCAAUGUUAAAUACAGGGAGUAUCAGUGGACGGGUCUCAAUGACAAGACCAUUGAGGGAGAUUUCCACUGGUCAGAUGGGAACCCUCUGUUGUACGAGAACUGGUAUCGUGGACAACCAGACAGCUACUUCCUGUCAGGAGAAGAUUGUGUUGUCAUGGUGUGGUAUGAUGAUGGGCGUUGGAGUGAUAUCCCUUGUAACUACCAGCUGUCCUACACAUGCAAGAAGGGCAUUGCCUUCUGUGGCCAGCCCCCUCUUGUACUGCACACUAAAAUGUUUGGACGUCGUCAACUAAAGUAUAGGGCCAAUUCACAGGUGCGCUACUACUGUGAGCCAGGCUUCAUCCAGAGACAAAACCCUAUUAUCACAUGUCAGAGCAAUGGACAGUGGGAGGAGCCUAGGAUCACUUGCUCACCAGUGGGAUCAGCAUAUUCAAAUGGAGAACCGGUAACAUGGCCCACAGGUCAGAACAAGGAAAUAAUCAUAGAGGAGACAACAACAAAAACAACAACACCUGAAUAUGUGGAUAUAAAAUGGAACUUUUAAAACAAGCACACGACAUUCUUUCACUCUCCUGUUUAUCAUGUCAUGCCUUAGUUUAUCCUCCUUAAAAAUGUCCAUCGAUCAGCUCUACAAAGUUCUUUAUAUAACAGAAAUGUUAUAUUUAAAAAAAAAAUGGUCCCACUUAACUUUUUUUAAAUGGGACGUCCAAUUGGAUAACAGUUUAAAUACACCAAACAUUUGUAACAGGAUACUUAAAUUAGACUAAAAGGUCAUUAAUGUUUGUUUUCUUCACUCAGCUCUUUUAUUUUACCCUUUUCUCAUUGUAGACCUUGACACUGAAUUACAUUUUGUAAUUCUAAGAUACCAUAAAAGCACACUUGAUAAAAUGCAACUUCCAAACAAAGCUUGUAACCGCUUGGACCAGACACCUGUUCUUUCUUUCUUUUUUUUCUUUCUUUUUUUUUUUAUAAAUUAUGAGAUAAACCUAUGAACAAAUGUACUAACAUCAGCUUGUCUGAAUCAUUUUGUUUUACAUUGUUGUUCUGUAGUGACUAAUUAUGUCCUCAUCAGCAGUAUUAAUUCUUAAACAUUCAGUGUGCUGUGUUUUUCCUCAUUUAGAAUUGCCAACCAAGACUCAACUUGAGAGCUUUUAGGCUAACAAUGACACAAUUUUGGCAUAAGCUAACAGAAAUUCCUUAAUAAAAAAAACAAAACAAAAAACAGGAAUAUUCGUAUGCUUGUUGUUGGCUUUAAAGUACUCUGAAAGAAAAAUUAAAAAAAAACUCUGUAACCUUUGUAAACUUAAUCAAGUCAGUUGAGGCAUAUCAACCCAUCCUUUGUGUUGAUGUUGGGUCAGCAAAGCUUUAUGAAGCAGGGAAAAUUUCUUAUGAACUCCACAAAUUCUGCGACUCGGUGCUCAGUUUUUCAGGUAUGUAUUGUACUCUGGAGGAUGGCCAUUUUCAGAAGACUACUAUCAUGUUUCAUUUGAUUCAGUGAUGCAUCACUAACAAAACCAUAUUUUAGUUUUUGAUGGCCUGAAACCAGGGCAUAUUUUAUCACUCUAGAAACAUGAAUUACAUUCCAAGCAAUCAGAGCAAUCACAAUAAAAUAGUUAUCACAAUAAGAAA